UCGGUAGCGCGCGAGUAGGAAGUGGUGAUUCCUGGAAUAGAGAUGGCCGCGCUUGCUCAGCUGCCCCCACUCCCCCCCCAGUUUAAGAGCAUACAGCAUCAUCUGAGGACGGCUCAGGAGCAUGACAAGCGGGACCCUGUGGUCGCUUAUUACUGUCGUUUAUAUGCAAUGCAAACUGGAAUGAAGAUUGAUAGUAAAACUCCAGAAUGUCGUAAAUUUUUAUCAAAGCUAAUGGAUCAGUUAGAAGCUCUUAAGAAACAGUUGGGUGAUAAUGAAGCUAUUACUCAAGAAAUAGUUGGUUCUGCCCACUUGGAGAAUUAUGCUUUGAAAAUGUUUUUGUAUGCAGAUAAUGAAGAUCGUGCUGGACGAUUUCACAAAAACAUGAUCAAGUCUUUCUAUACUGCAAGUCUUUUAAUAGAUGUCAUAACAGUGUUUGGAGAACUCACUGAUGAAAAUGUGAAACACAGAAAGUAUGCAAGGUGGAAGGCAACAUAUAUCCAUAACUGUUUAAAGAAUGGAGAGACUCCUCAAGCAGGGCCUGUUGGAAUUGAAGAAGAUAAUGAUGUUGAAGAAAAUGAAGAUGCCGGGGCCACACCCCUGCCUACCCAGCCACCCCGGCCUUCAUCCUCAGCUUACGACCCAGGCAGCGUGCCGUCCAGCAGCUUCACGGGAAUCCAGAUCCCCCCCGGUGCACACGCUCCAGCCAACACGCCAGCGGAAGUGCCUUCCAGCGCAGGUGUAACAAGUAAUACUAUCCAGCCUACUCCCCAGACUGUUCCGGCUAUUGAUCCUGCACUUUUCAGUACAGUGUCCCAGGCGGAUAUCCGUCUAACACCCGAGGACUUUGCCAGAGCUCAGAAAUACUGCAAGUAUGCUGGCAGUGCCCUGCAGUAUGAGGAUGUCGGCACAGCGGUGCAGAAUCUACAGAAGGCCCUCAAGUUGCUAACUACGGGCAGAGAAUGAAGCCUUUGUACCACACGUCCGUACGUUUUUGGCUUAAAGAACCAACAGUCCGUUACUCUCUCUUCAGCCUAUCAGGAGCACAGUUUUAAGGAAGACUUCAGUUGCAUUGACUGUAACAAUGAAAUCUGUGUCUGUGUAUCAGAUUCCCGUUGAAGCAUUCAGCAGCAGCCUCAACCAGUUUUCAUUGUCCAUUUAGUGGAUCCAGUAAUCUCCGGGUGUAUCGGGCUGAUGUUAGCAAGAUCCAGAAAUGCCCAUUGAACCCUGCUUCAGAGAAUGAAAUCACACUUCUAUAAAAUGUAUGGGGAUUCACAUUGUAUCUUAAUAUACAUAAAUUAAAGACUUUUAAAAAUCUUAUAAUUUGGACGCACAGGCUAUAUUACUUUGCUAUAAAAUUCUAAAUUUAACUUUUAAUAGAAAUUGCCAGAAUAUUCUAGAUUAGAGAUCAUGUUUCCACCCUCCCCCCCCCCCGGAUUUAUAAAUCAAAUAUGAACAUCCUAAACUGUUAGAUGAAUUUGAAAGGGAUUAUGUUCAAAAUUAAAAUAUGUUCGUGUUUAAUAGAACUACAUUAAAAGUGAAAAUUGUUACAGAAGAAACCAAGGUAAAGAGGUAGAAUCACUUUCAGACUUAAGAAUAAUGUUGGUUUCCCAACAGCUUUCCCUUCUCCAUUGAAGCUUAAAGUGAAUUGGUAUUUAUUCAUAGGCAGUUUGACUGCAUGUAUUAGGGAAUGAAAAGAAGACAUUUGUAGUAAUGCCUGGAAACUUGGUGCUUUAAGUUAAGGUUCUCCUCUGCUGCUAUGGAAUGGAUUCCAUAAAGUGGAUAGCUCUGAGCGCUGCAGAAGACUAUGAGAAUUUAGACUCUCAGUUGUUCAGUUUAUAACUUUUGUGGGAAGUGAUGGACUUACUGUGUGUCACUUACAUUUGUGCUGUGUAAAAAAUAAAUACAAGGAUUCUUUU
Messenger RNA from Neofelis nebulosa (Clouded leopard), 1916 nucleotides. RefSeq names its product vesicle trafficking 1 (gene VTA1). Gene Ontology annotation, cellular component: multivesicular body. The record is from RefSeq and is a predicted model, not a curated record. The coding region runs from base 43 to 963 and encodes 306 amino acids. The transcript is spliced from 8 exons. Gene Ontology annotation, biological process: late endosome to vacuole transport via multivesicular body sorting pathway. NCBI's taxonomy places the organism in Eukaryota, Metazoa, Chordata, Mammalia, Carnivora, Felidae.